AUGUCUUCAAUCCCUGCUUCCGCUCUGCAAACCCUGCAGGGUGCUCUCAAGUCGUCCAACGUAUAUACACCGGGGUCGGAUGGCUACGAGGCUAGUAUCGUGCGAUGGUCCGGCACCGGCGUCAAACAAGCAGGCGUCGUCGUCAUGCCAGUCGACGUCGAUGACAUCCGUACAGCACUGCUCUGGGCCCAGGAGCACAGCGUGGACAUCGCCGUCAAGGGCGGCGGCCACUCCGUCGCCGGCACCAGCUCCAGUUCCGGCGGCCUCGUCAUCGACCUCUCCCGCAUGAACAAAGUCACCGUGCACCCCGACUCAAAAACCCUGACUGUCCAAGGCGGCGCCGUCUGGAAGGACGUCGACGAAAAGGCCGCCGAGCACGGCCUCGCCACCGUAGGCGGCACGGUCAACCACACCGGCGUCGGCGGCCUCACCCUCGGCGGCGGCUACGGCUGGCUGAGCGGGCUGUACGGCCUGACGAUCGACAACCUGCUAUCCGCCACGGUUGUGCUGGCCGACGGGCGCGUCGUGACGGCCUCCGCCACCGAGAACGCAGACCUGUUCUGGGCCGUGCGCGGGGCCGGCUACAACUUCGGCGUCGUCGUCGACUUCGUCUUCCAGGCGUACGAGCAGACGAACCCCGUCUACGCCGGCCUCGUCUCGUUCACCCCCGACAAACUCGAAGCCGUGAUCGACCAGCUCAACGCGCUGAUGAGCCCGCCGGACCCCCGCGCCGGCGCCAUCUGCAUCCUGGCCCCGCCGCCCGGCGCCCCCGUGCCCAUGGUCAACGUGAUCGUGUACUACAACGGGACCCGCGCGGAGGGCGAGACGCACUACAAGGGGCUGCUGGCGCUCGGCCCAGUCGUCAACAUGAUCGACAUGAUCCCGUAUUCGCUGCUCAACUCGCUGCAGAACCCGAUGGCCACCUACGGCGGGCGCAAGGUGCUCAAGGGCGUGUUCUUCCAGACCCCGCUGGACACGGCGUUUCUGCGCUCCAUCUUGGAGUACCUGACUGCGAUCAAUGACGAGCAUCCGGAGCUCAUCCCCGCGCUGCUGCUGGAGUUUUACGAUAUGCGCAAGAUCUGCGACGUGCCGCUGUCUGCGACGGCGUUUGCCAACCGCAGCGCCACGCAGAACGGCGCGGUCAACAUGCGCUGGACGGACCCUGCCAAGGACGGGGUGUAUCGGGGCAUUGCGCGGGAGAUCCAGGCGCGGUUCAAGGCGCAGUAUGAGGUGGAGACGGCGGGGCAAAGCACGGCCGAUGUGCCGCAGUAUAUUAACUAUGCGGAGCGUGAGUUGCUAAUCCCUUGA
Messenger RNA from Aspergillus terreus NIH2624, 1308 nucleotides. Its product is annotated as FAD-binding oxidoreductase. NCBI's taxonomy places the organism in Eukaryota, Fungi, Ascomycota, Eurotiomycetes, Eurotiales, Aspergillaceae. Gene Ontology annotation, molecular function: FAD binding. The coding region runs from base 1 to 1308 and encodes 435 amino acids. The record is from RefSeq and is a predicted model, not a curated record. The transcript has 2 exons.